This is a messenger RNA of Penicillium subrubescens, 1506 nucleotides long. RefSeq names its product 25S rRNA (adenine645-N1)-methyltransferase. NCBI's taxonomy places the organism in Eukaryota, Fungi, Ascomycota, Eurotiomycetes, Eurotiales, Aspergillaceae. The transcript has a single exon. Gene Ontology annotation, biological process: ribosomal large subunit biogenesis; rRNA methylation. Gene Ontology annotation, cellular component: nucleolus. The coding region runs from base 1 to 1506 and encodes 501 amino acids. Gene Ontology annotation, molecular function: rRNA (adenine) methyltransferase activity. The record is from RefSeq and is a predicted model, not a curated record.
AUGUUCGCCGUUCCAGGAUGGUCGCUGGAGAGCGCUGCUCUCAAGCAGCAGUCUCAACCAGCGCAAGCCAAGAACGAGUCCCAGCCCACCGACGAUAGCGCAACCCCUAAUGGCAAGAACAAGGACAAGAAGCGCAAGCGUGAGAAUGUUACCUCGGGCAAUGUCAACGAGAUGUACCGCAAGCACAUCGAGGGCCAGGCCGAAAAGCCAUGGAACAAGAAGAAGCAGGAGAAGCAGGCUGCUGCUGCCGCCGCCGCCGCCGCCGCCGCGGCUGCUGCUUCUACUGCUUCCCCCAAGGCGGACAAGGGGGAGGUGAAGAAUGGUGCCGCGGAUUCCGUUCAAGAAGAAGGCCAGGGGAAGAAGAAGAGACAAAGGAAGAACAAGAACAAGAAAGACAACGAUGCCGAGGAAAAGGCGGACGGCGCCGCACCUGCUCAACCAGCUGCCUCUGCUACCAGUUCACUUGCCGCCCCUCCUACGACGAACGCAACCCUCACUCCUCUCCAGCAGGCGAUGCGCCAAAAGCUGAUCUCCUCCCGAUUCCGCCAUCUGAACGAAACCCUGUACACAACCGACUCCUCCAAAGCUGUCGAGCUGUUCAACGCGAACCCCGAGCUUUUCGAUGAGUACCAUGCUGGUUUCUCUCGCCAGGUUAAGGAAUCAUGGCCUUCCAACCCCGUCGAUGGCUAUAUCCAGGCCGUCCGUCGUCGCGGUGCAGUCCCUGUGCCCAAACGUGGCAAGCCUGACCCCAACAAGCCUCAGCCUCUGCCCCGCAGACCCAACGGAGUCUGCAAUAUUGCUGAUCUGGGAUGUGGUGACGCCGCACUUGCUCGCAACCUGACCCCAUCCGCCAAGAAGCUCAACCUGAAGCUGAACAGCUACGACCUUCAGUCCCCUGAUCCUCUCAUCACCAAGGCCGACAUCUCCAAGCUUCCUGUCGAGGACGGUUCCAUGGACGUGUCCAUCUUCUGCCUGAGUCUGAUGGGUACCAACUGGGUCUCUUUCGUGGAGGAGGCAUGGCGCGUGCUCCGCAGUGACGGAAAAGGCGAGUGCUGGGUCAGUGAAGUGAAGAGCCGCUUCGGCAAAGUCACUCGCAAGAAGUCAAUGAUCGGCGCGCAAAAGCCGCUCAGCAAAACCCAGCAGAAGAAGCAGAAGAAGAGCAAAAAGGAUGAGGACGAGAUCGAUGAGGAGGAUAUCUUCGCUGAGGAUGCCCGUCCUGCCGCUGAUGAUGACGAGACCGAUAUCUCAGCGUUCGUGGAGGUCUUCCGGACUCGUGGGUUCGUAUUGCGUCCAGAGUCAGUAGACAAGUCCAAUAAGAUGUUUGUCAAGAUGGAGUUUGUGAAGCAGGGUGGUGCUCCUAUCAAGGGCAAGCAUGCUACUGGGUUGAGUGCACCGGUUACCGGUGGAAAGAAGCGAUUCGUUGACCGCAAGCCGGCGUCUGAUAAUGGGAUGACGGCUGAGCAGGAAGCUCAGGCGUUGAAGCCAUGUGUGUACAAGAUUCGGUAG